Gigantopelta aegis is the source of this 4019-nucleotide messenger RNA. Its product is annotated as protein tumorous imaginal discs, mitochondrial-like. The record is from RefSeq and is a predicted model, not a curated record. Gene Ontology annotation, molecular function: heat shock protein binding; ATP binding. The transcript has 11 exons. Gene Ontology annotation, biological process: protein folding; response to heat; mitochondrion organization. Lineage: Eukaryota; Metazoa; Mollusca; Gastropoda; Neomphalida; Peltospiridae. Gene Ontology annotation, cellular component: mitochondrion. The coding region runs from base 6 to 1484 and encodes 492 amino acids.
AAAAGAUGGCUGCGCUCAGCAGAACGUGCACAAAUUUAAUACGCAGAGGUGUAGGGCGUCAAAGAAAAACAAUCUUGAAUAGGAGACAUUUUAAUCGAGAUGUUGGAUCUUGUUGUAUGGUUAAUACUACACCGUGCUCAUUUGUAUUUGCACAAAAUAAGUUAAAUGUUGGAAUUUCUCGGUGUCCACAUCUUACGUUUGUUGCUAAUUUGCACACGUCUGAUCACAGAAGGAAAAGAGAUUAUUAUGAAGUACUUGGAGUCCCAAAGAAUGCUGAUGCAGCUACUAUCAAAAAGGCAUAUUAUAAGCUUGCAAAGAAGUACCAUCCUGACAUGAACAAAAAUGAUCCCGAUGGCCAAACAAAGUUUCAAGAGGUGUCCGAAGCUUAUGAAGUGCUGAGUGAUGUAGAAAAAAAGCGUGACUAUGAUUCAUUUGGAAUGUCCGGGUCAGGGACUGGACAGGGAGCGGAAUGGGCUAGACAGGCAGGCAACAUGGGUGGUUUUGAGCAUUUCCAUGGAAGUAUUGACCCAGAGGAGCUGUUUCGAAAGAUAUUUGGCAGUGCUGGUUUCGGGAUGUCAGGGUUUGGCAACAUGAAUGACUUUGAGGAAUCUAAGUUUGGAUUUGCACCAGCUUCUGAGAUUAUGAUGGAUUUGAGCUUCCAGGAGGCAGCGAGAGGUGUGAACAAGGAAAUCAACAUCAAUGUGAAGGACACGUGUCCCAAGUGUUUAGGGAAAAAAGCGGAACCCGGCACAAAACCAAUCACCUGCCCGCAGUGCAAUGGCACUGGGAUGGAAACAAUUAGUACUGGACCGUUUGUUAUGCGUACUACGUGCAGACGUUGUUAUGGACAAAGAGUGGUAAUUAAGACUCCUUGUACAGAGUGUAACGGUAAAGGAAAUAUGAUUCUAAGGAAAAAAGUUGUGGUACCUGUACCGGCUGGUGUUGAGGAUGGACAGACAGUAAGAAUGCCAGUAGGAAAACAAGAAGUGUUUAUCACAUUUAAGGUUGCUAAGAGUCGUAUUUUCCGUCGUGAAGGUGCAGAUGUACAUAGUGAUGUUGCAAUUAGUUUGUCUCAGGCUGUGCUUGGAGGAACCAUCAGAGUGCCCGGGAUAUACGAUGAUAUCUUACUGAAUAUAACUCCAGGAACACAUUCUCAUGAACGCAUUCGACAGCCGGGCAAGGGAAUCAAUCGGGUGAACAGCUACGGUUAUGGAGAUCACUAUAUCCAUAUAAAGAUUAAAGUUCCGACAAAACUUACCUCAGAGCAAAAGGCCUUGAUCCUUGCUUAUGCCGAACUGGAGAAGAACACAGAAGGUACAAUCAAUGGAGUAGCACACACAAAAUCAGGACUGAAGGCAUACGAUGAUGACGAAGGUCUGUUGAAACAAAUCCGAGAGGCUCUAAAACCCAUGGAUGGCUCCAAGUCCGAGACUGAUACAGACACGGACUCUGAUGGUAAAAGUGUUCACAAAACCCAGAGCUGACAACUUCAAAAUUUGAAAAAUAUGUACCAAGGAAAAGAUUUCUGAUCCAAGAUAGUGUAUGAAAAAGCAGGUCUCAUCGUAAUAAUAAUUUGGAUUUGCUAUUUCACAGAAAUAUUAACCAUGUUCUUCAGCAUUAAAUCUUUUUUACAAAUGUCAUGUCUGGAUAUGGCAAUGAAGUGUGCUGUCGUCCAGUGGCAGAGGCAGCACACCAGAGUUUGGCGUUGAGGGAGGAUGACUUUGGUAAUUUUGUUACAAAAUCUUCAAACAUAGUCAAACCUUAUUACGGGGCAAGCCAGCCAGAAAAGCUACUUGUUUAUACUCUCCUAGGUGACUGCUUAACAGUUUUUACUAUUCUGCCAAAGGUUUUUAAUUGAUAUAUGUAUAAAUAUUCUUUGAAAACAAAUGCUAAUUUUUUUUCCAUACAUUGUUUUUUCAUUACCAUCUGUGAUAUAUAUAUGCCAGUAGUGAUGUACUGUUUACCAUCUUAUAUCCAUAGACCACAGUAUUGCUUCCUAUACUACGCUUUCAUUUGCUGUGAUUAAAUAUGAUACAAGUAUUUAUGGUGGAUUGACAAGUGGCACUACCCUGAUCAAAAUCGGGGGGGGGGCACUACUUUUUAUAAACAAAUGAAACACUAUAGAAAUUAAACCCUGAGAUGGUAUGCUAUUUUCUGGAGUACUAAAAAAAGAUUCUCAGGGGGGCAACUGCCACCACCCCCAGAGGGUACGGCUCUGCAGUAAAUCUAAUGUUGAUGACGGACAUUUUUCGUACCCAUGUUUUGGCUUUGUAGACAAUAAAUUCAAUAUAUCUUACCAUAAUUUCACUUCAUACACAUAUUUCAUAAAUACGUGGGGAGUUUUUCAAGAUUUUCUCCGAACACAUGGUCGUGUGCUUUGUAAUAUUCAGAUAGAAAAUCUUCAGUAACUGUUUUGAAUUGGAAUGUUUCCAGCAUUCUGAACACAGAAAUAUUUAUUGUACAUGAAGCCAAAAUGAUGGUGCUAUCAGUAACUGUCAUUGGCCGUAUAGACUUCUACUAAAGCCUUACGUCUGGACUAAACAUUAUUAGUAUUGGCCACCACUUGAAGGUAUGUUUCACCAUAAGGAAUAUAAAAAGUAAGAUAUUGCAUAAGUAGUAGUCUUGUUAACAUUUCUACAAGCAGAUGUUAUUCAUGAAAGACGAGUGAAUCAUAUGUGUUCAGGGCUAGCUCUGGCACUCACCAAAUUCGCCAGUUGAGAAUUUUGAAACAAGUUGGCGAAUUUUAUUUUAAUUUGGCGAAAUAUUUUUCUCACCCAGAGCUAGCCCUGGUGUUACUUUGUUACCUUUAACAUAGAAGAUGCAGAAUUUAGCUCAGUCAAUAGAGAACUAACUUAAGGUGCUUAGGUCCUAGGAUUGAACCUUCUUGGAAGGCCCAUUGGGUUUUUCCCAUCCCAACCAGUGCCCCACUACUGGUAUAUAGAAAGUUGUAGUAUGUGCUGACCUGUCUGUGGGAAAGUGCAUGUAAAAAAUCCCUUGCUAUUGAUAAACGAAAUGUAGCAGGUUUCCUCUAAGAAUGUAUUGCCCGCUUUCCAUUGACGCAAAUGUGUAUAUGCAAAGUACCUUUUUCAUACAGUAUAUGCUUUUCCACGUGCCAAAAAAAAAGUCUAUCAGUGAGCGGUUUUUCCUCAUAAUGAUGCCGUAGCACAAAGCAUAUACUAGCGGCUUAAAAAUACUCUUCAAUGUCAAAUUUUGUAUACAAAUCUGCUUGUGAAAACACACAUAUCGGUGUUUGACAAAUGUUUGAAAAAGUCACUAGCCCUUGCAGCAACUUUGGCUAGUGCCUUGUGUACUAUAAUACUAGUAACACAGUCAAUAAUUUCCACUAGCCCAGACCAAAAAUUGACUAGCCAGGACUGAGGGUUAGUGGAUUUUCUGAACCCUGCAUAUGGAAAUGCACAUUUUUGGCACACGGAAAUGCAUAUUAUAAAUCGCAAGCGGAUUCUGUUAAUGAAAAGUGGGAAUAUGUCAAAUUUAUUAAGUGUUUGACAUCCAAUAGAAAUGAUAGUUAAUCAAUAUGUUCCAGAGGUGUCAUUAAACAGAACAAUCUAUUAUUUUGAUCAUAGAUCAUCUUUUUCAAUAAAAAUAGCAUGUCGUAUCCUGAAUUGCAAAAAAAAUAUUUGUGAACUGCUUUUAUUUUAAAUCUUUAUGUAGGCCUACUGAUAUAUUCAUGAGUUGUUAUCAGUGGGUUACCUAAUGGUAUACUCCGAGUAUGUAAUAUGUACAAAAGAGUGAGUGUUUGUUUCUGCACAUUGUGAUAUGGCAGGCCUCCACGGCAUUGUAGUCUUGUUAUGUGUCAUCUAGAGUAAAGUGUUGUUCCAAGCCAUUGGUCAUACCCAUUACACUCAACAUGUCUCAGUAUUUUCAUACAUGCAUGCUUGCACACACACACACACACGCAUGCUAGCAUGCACACACACACACACACACACAUGCUAGCAUGCACAAACACACACACACACACACAUGCUAGCAUGCACACACACACACACGCGUGCACA